Molecule: messenger RNA, 324 nt
Organism: Knipowitschia caucasica
Lineage: Eukaryota; Metazoa; Chordata; Actinopteri; Gobiiformes; Gobiidae
Source: the annotation of a GenBank genome assembly
AUGGGACACAGGACCAUCCCACCUCCCCCCAACCUCUCCCCCACCUUCCUCCCUCUCCCUCACCUCUCCCUCUCCUCUCCCUCUCCUGCCCCUCACCUCUCCCUCACCUCUCCCUGCCCCUCACCUCUCCCUCACCUCUCUCUCCCCCUCCUCUCCCUCACCUCCCCCUCACCUCUCACCCCCCCCCCCCCCCCCCCUCUCUCCCACCUCCCCCUCACCUCUCACCUCUCCCCCCCCCCCCCCCUCCUCUCUCCCACCUCCCCCUCACCUCUCACCCCCCCCCCCCCCCCCCCCCUCCUCUCUCCCACCUCCCCCGCAGAGUAA